This is a messenger RNA of Didymosphaeria variabile, 1005 nucleotides long. RefSeq lists its product as uncharacterized. The record is from RefSeq and is a predicted model, not a curated record. NCBI's taxonomy places the organism in Eukaryota, Fungi, Ascomycota, Dothideomycetes, Pleosporales, Didymosphaeriaceae. The transcript has 2 exons. Bases 1 to 1005 code for a protein of 334 amino acids.
AUGCUGGUAACUCGAGGUGGGCCUCCGCAGUGGAAACCCCAGCCAUUGCCAUAUACCCUGCUAAAAGACACCGGACUUUCCCCGGACGACGUGAAGGCUGCAAAACUGCCCAGGUAUCCAUUCGAACCCGCAUUCCGGGCACUAGCAACCAUGAAUCCCAGCUUGAAAUUAGAUGACAUCGACAUUGUUACACGCCGCAACAGCCUGCGGAAAUUGCUCGACUUUGCUGCAGGCAAGGCACAGGACCCUUUCCGUAUGGACUUUCACAUGGUGAAUGAUACGCUUUUUAUCAGUCGCAAGGAGGGGAGCGCUGCGUUCAUGAUACACGGACCUCAUAAUGCCGGAUACGGCCACAGCUUUGAAGCGACGUUUACAAAAGCGCAGACCGGGUUGGACCAGUCAUACAGUCAUCACAGAGUGAUUCGGUAUCCGCUUGGUCAUCUCAAUUGCGUUGUGCAAUUUGAGGUGGAUGCGUACUACGAUGAUGAUCAGGGACGUUCUGGCUCUAUGCAGCCUCAGGAUCCGGUAGAGGAUGUUGUGGCCUCGAUGGCGAAUCUGUCGACCAGCCCCUCACAAGGCAGUAACUUCCCUUUGGGAGCAACCAAGGUUAUUCAUGAGGGAAACCUUGUUGACCCCUCGAAACUUGCGGAGUUGAAGGUGCACGGGAAGAACAGACGUGAUCCCAUGCCGCAAAUGUGGUUCAGUCGAACACCCUAUCUUAUCGAGGGUAGACAUGUCGAAGGGGAAGUUCGAUCAAUUCGCUAUACGCACGUUGAGGCGCAAUUUGGUACUUGGGAGGCAGAUCAUCAGCAGGCGUUGUGCAAACUUGUGAGCUUGCUCGCGUUAUUGAAGGGUAUCGUGAGUGGGAUGGAGGGUCGCAGCGCCAUUCUCUUGUGUGAGGAGAAACGUGCUCCUUUGACGAUUUUUGCUGCGAAGAAUCUCGGCGCUGUCUUGCCGAGGGACGUGAUGGAGAAGUAUUGGAGACUUGAGGACAGGUUUAGCUGA